AUGCCCAACCCGUACCUGGGCAACGAUGAUGCUGCGCGGUACGUCGGGUACUACGCCUCGUCACGCAUGCAGAAGGAGUCCGUGCGCCGUCUUUACGAGGACGGCAUCCAACGCCAGCAGGAGUCGCAGCGCCGAGCGGAGGAGGCGGUGUACCCGUCGCAGCCGCGCACGUACCGCUCCCAGAAGGAGAUCGACGCGUACGUGAACGAAAUGGUCUACGCGGAGGUGUUCCGUCGGCAGAAGAAACUGGCGGAGCUGGAGCUGGACCUCUACAGGCCGCCGCCCACGCGCUACCUGACGGAGCAGGACAUGGAGCAGCAUGUGCGGCACAUGUACGACCAGCAGCUGCGGCGACGCGAGCGACGAGAGCGGGAGCGGAUGCGUCGCCUCGGCCUGGAGGCCGCAUCGACAGAGCGGGAGCGGCUGCUGCUACAGGAGCGGGAAAUCAACCGCGUGCGUGAGGAGAGAUGGCGCCCGCCGUCGGCGUACAUGAAGCGUGACGACGGGAAGAUGCUGCUCGUGUCGGAGCUGGCCGCCAUUCACGUCGAGCGGUCCGCCUCGCCACCCACGCCUACCACCGAGACCCCGAAGCGGGCGACAAGUCGCCACACCGACCCGCGGCGGCUUCAGGAACUCGCGAAGCCGCUGCGCGUGACGCCGAAGGUGCAGAAAGAGGAGGACACCUUGAUGCCGCCGUUCCGCGUGCUUGGCGAUGUCAUGAAGUCGCGUAGGGGCAGGCAGUGA
This is a messenger RNA of Trypanosoma grayi, 744 nucleotides long. RefSeq lists its product as hypothetical. The transcript has a single exon. The coding region runs from base 1 to 744 and encodes 247 amino acids. Lineage: Eukaryota; Euglenozoa; Kinetoplastea; Trypanosomatida; Trypanosomatidae. The record is from RefSeq and is a predicted model, not a curated record.